AUGUCUAGUGGCGUAUGCCUUCUGUCGGUCUCGCUGUGCAAGGCGCAAGGAUCGGUUCACACCGUUGCUGGAACUUUGGGCCCUUUCUCACCGACUUGGUUCCAUACCAGGUUGGAUGUUGUCUUGGAUGCAGGGUGCAAAGUCAACAAAUCUGCAGUUGCUUACCUAAUCGAGGAUGAAGGUCUGGCCGUUGCGGCUGUUCCAGUAACUGAUGGAUUAUACAGUGAACUGAGUAGUCUUCGGUACUUUCAGGAGAAACGGGAAAAGUUUUGUUACGUAGUACCUAUCAAGCCAAAUUCUACGUACAUCAUCCGAUCCUCCUAUUGGUACGGUAACUAUGACGGGACUAAUACUCCACCAAAGUUCAACUUCGCUAUAGACUCAACAAGAAUAAGUGUCAUAGACAUAAGCCAAUUGGCUGAUGAGCCUCAGCAUGCUGAAGUAAUUUAUCGAACGAAAGGAACUGCUACGAAUAUUUCAUAUUGUUUGUUUCAAGAUUCUACAUCUAAGGGGACACCCUUCAUAUCUUCUUUGGUAUUCAGACAAGUGCCAGAUCUUUCAUAUUCAUAUUCCCGCAGACUUGGAGGGAAUUUUAUGAUUCUUCUGGAACGACUCAAUUACGGUGGUUAUGCUGUCAUAAGGUAUCCAGAUGAUGCAUUCGAUCGUCUGUGGACUCCUUGGGUCGAACCUCCGACAUUAACAACAAUAUCCAUAGUGACGCCGGUAUUUGAUUCUGGCUACUUUAUCAAACCUGUUUCUGAAGUGAUGCAAACUGCCAUAACUUCUCCUACACUCUCACUGGUAAAAUUACCAGUUAAUUACAGCACGCACGGCUUGGAUUCCAUUUCAGCUACUCUGUAUUGUUACAUAGCUGAGCUGGACGCUUCAGCCAAUGCGACUUCAAGGUCCUUCCGCCUUGAAUUAGGAGGAACAGAUGGUGCGAUGCUUUUCAACCCUUACAACGAUACGGGGGGAGCCUUCAUUUCCUCGGUAUGGGGAACUGCGGAAUAUUUGAUUUCCUCAGACACUGUUGUCAGUCUGAUUCCAGAACCUGGGUCAAUUUUUCCUCCACUGCUCAAUGCUCUCGAAAUCUACCUUAAUCUUCCAGACGCAGUCGCUGGUACCAAUGAGCUAGACGGUCAGCACCAAUAUUGUUCACUAUUUUGUGCCUUCGUUUAA
Molecule: messenger RNA, 1179 nt
Organism: Physcomitrium patens
Lineage: Eukaryota; Viridiplantae; Streptophyta; Bryopsida; Funariales; Funariaceae
Product: leucine-rich repeat receptor-like serine/threonine-protein kinase At2g14510
Source: RefSeq, a predicted model, not a curated record